AUGCGCCUUGGGGCACUCGACUUCUUGCCGGAGGCGAGCCGGCUCGUUGCCGAUGCGCGCAAGAAGGGCGCCUCGGCGGAGGAGAUCGCGAGGCUCGAGGAGAACGUGACCUCGGCGGUUGCGGAGGAUCUCCGUCGGGCGAUGGGCCAGGCGUCCAGUCUGGGCGAGCAGGGCGAUCGGCUCGCAGGCUCGCUGUCGAGCGGCUCCGACGGCAAGGGCGCGGGCCUGGGCUCCAAGACCGUCUCGGAGGCGGUGGCCAC
This is a messenger RNA of Prorocentrum cordatum, 260 nucleotides long. Lineage: Eukaryota; Dinophyceae; Prorocentrales; Prorocentraceae. The record is from the annotation of a GenBank genome assembly.